Messenger RNA from Panicum virgatum (switchgrass), 1174 nucleotides. RefSeq names its product vegetative cell wall protein gp1-like. Bases 21 to 860 code for a protein of 279 amino acids. The record is from RefSeq and is a predicted model, not a curated record. The transcript has 5 exons. Lineage: Eukaryota; Viridiplantae; Streptophyta; Magnoliopsida; Poales; Poaceae.
UCCCCCCUUCCAAUCUUCCAAUGCCGUCCUCCCCGUGGGACCCGUGGCCUCCUACUUCGGGAGCUCGGCCACCGCGACCGGCGGAGGAUACGGUCUCCACCGCAGCGCUGGAGCGUCGCCCCGCCCGCUUUCAUCGGCCGUCCUCCCCGUGGCCUCCUACUGCCGGAGCUCCGCCGCCGCGACCGACGGAGGAUACGGUCUCCACCGCGGCGCUGGAGCGUCGCCCCGCCCGCUUUCAUCGGCCGUCCUCCCCGUGGGACCCGUGGCCUCCUACUGCCGGUGCUCCGCCACCGCGACCGACGGAGGAUACGGUCUCCACCGCGGCGCUGGAGCGUCGCCCCGCCCGCUUUCAUCGGUCAUCGGUCAGCACCACCAUUCCAAUGCCGUCCCCCCCGUGGGACCCGUGGCCGUGGCCUCCUACUACCGGAGCUCCGCCGACGCAACCGACGGCGGAUACGGUCUCCACCGCGGCGCUGGAGAGUCGCCCCGUCGAGGGUUCCCGAUCUGCACCCACGCAGGAGGAAGGGUCCGUCGCCGCCGCCGACUCGGCGCAGGAGGCCAGGGCUCGGCCUCCGUCUGAGGACUACUUCUCAGAGGUAAAGAUCCAGGAGCAUGGAGAGAAAAUCAACAGAUAUCAGGGUAUGCUUGCAGCUCGUUUGAAGGCCAAAUAUUUUUCUAACAAGACUUCCGAAAAAGGAUACAUGUUUGAAGAAAUCGUGAUACAGUCUGAGACCAUUCGGCUAAGCAGGUGGCCGUUUACAAGAUUAUUUGCAGAUCCAGCAAAAUUUGGCCAGGAAAAGAGCUAUACUGAGAAGGACGUUUCUUCAUCUCUGGCUGGUGCAGCCAUGUCGAAUAAUUAAGCACCUCACUUUUAGCUGAAGAAAUAUCUUCACCUGGCGUGCACCAAGUAUCCAUCAUGACCAUCUGAUGGAUAAGGGCUCAGUAGCUUACAUCACUAACUUCUACCUGUUAUCCUUAAAAUGAGCGACUUGGAGCUUGUGUAUUGUCAACAGGCCCGAAUUAACCUUAUAUUGAUUUGAACCAAACCUGAAUUUCGUUUCGUAGACAUGUUUGCAGGUAUACUGAAACCCAUUACCAUAUAGAAGUACACAGAUAUCGACAUUAUUCUUCCAUGGGGAUGUUUCAACUUUUUACCUGCUAUAGGUGUCAUAUC